CAGCCUGUAGGCCAAGGCCAAGAUCAAAGAUUGAAGCACAGGAUUGAAGAUUCAAGAAGCAGAAGCAAGAAGUCAUGAUUUAAAAAAAAAACUAAUUUAACUCGGCGGCCAAAAAAAAGAUUGCGAAAAUAUAAAAAUUGCUCAAUUUCAGACUUUGAAAAACUGUAAACCUGUAAUAAUAAAAUAAUAAUUAUGUUGCGACGGGUUGUAAAUAACAAAAUUUACAUUGCGCUACAAAUCCAAUUUUUAAGGUCAGCUGUUCAACCGGCAAAACGAUGUACAAGAAGUAUUUCUGCUAUUCAUGUGGUCCCUAAUAUAAAAAACACUCAAACCGUGCCUCAACGCCUCUUCUCUGAGAAAGUUAAGGUUGAUGAACUUACUGUUGAUUAUAACCAGAUAAAAAAUGCAACACUUAAUGAAAAAAUCUUGAUUGUCGAUGUUAGAGAACCUGAAGAAGUGAAGGAACAUGGAAAAAUUCCUAACAGCAUAAAUAUCCCAUUGGGCAAUGUCUCAACGGCUUUAGGUACCAUGUCAGAAAGUGAAUUCCAAACCAUAUAUAAGAGGCCAAAACCUACAGAAGACACUGAAAUUAUAUUCUACUGUAUGAUUGGGAAGAGGUCUGGAAUGGCGCAGCAAAAUGCUAUAAACUUAGGAUAUAAGAAUGUGAAAAAUUAUCUCGGUAGUUGGACUGAUUGGGCAAGCAAACUUCAUAAUUAACAAUAGUUGAAUAUAAUAUGGAUGAUGACUCUAGUCAAACAGCGACUUUUUAUCAAACGUUAAGACGUAUGGGGAGCUUGUAUGAAAUACAUAGAUGUGGCGUUAUACAUAUUUAACAUACUUUUUUAAAUUUUUGGAUUUUAUGAAUUUUGGAAGACCCUCUGUUUAAUAAUUACUAAGAAAUAAUUUAUUUUCCGUAACUUGGACUCAACACCCUGAAAAGCAGGUGAGAAAGAGGCGAUUUAAUUGCAACAUACAAAGUACACAAUAAUUAUAAUAAUGUCCCAAAUUUUGAAAGCAUGUUUGCGAGAAGGAGCAAUCCUGGACUAAGGGUACAUGAUAUGAAGGACCAUUGCCCAAGGAUGGGGUUAUGUCAAGCUCUGUUAACCAGUUCAAGAAUAGAUUGCACAAACAUUUGAAAAACUCGAAGCACUUGAUAGACACAUAAGGGAAAGCUGCUUAGUCUAUUAAGUAUAGGGAUCCCAAUAAGAAGAAAGUUUAUAAAUGGUAUGAAUGACGAUGGUUUAUUAACCUAAUUGGAAAGGAUGGAAACCAUUCAGCAGUGGGAUGU
Molecule: messenger RNA, 1288 nt
Organism: Maniola jurtina (meadow brown)
Lineage: Eukaryota; Metazoa; Arthropoda; Insecta; Lepidoptera; Nymphalidae
Product: rhodanese domain-containing protein CG4456-like
Exons: 4
Coding region: 193-717 (174 amino acids)
Cellular component (GO): mitochondrion
Molecular function (GO): thiosulfate-cyanide sulfurtransferase activity
Source: RefSeq, a predicted model, not a curated record